Molecule: messenger RNA, 594 nt
Organism: Fragaria vesca subsp. vesca
Lineage: Eukaryota; Viridiplantae; Streptophyta; Magnoliopsida; Rosales; Rosaceae
Exons: 5
Coding region: 1-411 (136 amino acids)
Source: RefSeq, a predicted model, not a curated record
AUGAUACGGGGGCAUCAAUGGGGUCCUCCCUGCAAUCACGAAUGCACGCACAAGUACUCUACUCUUAUGCAGAUUCCAUGGCGAGUGUUCUGCAAGAAAGGGUGCGACGCUGAUGGAGAGACUUGGGAACAAUGCUUGGAGGAGUGCACUGAGAUAUGUUACAAGGAUCCUGUCUUGAAGGAUCAACAAUGGAGUGCUUGCAUUGACCGUUCUCCUGGAGUUGAAAGGUACUCAGAGGAGUGUUUUCACGCUUGCGUAUCUGGCUGUGGGUACAAGUUUGAUAAACCUCCAGACAUAGCUGAUAAAGUUCGCCCAAACAGGCCACCUAAGCCUCCCCCUGUACCAAAGCCAGCCUCACCACUUGUUGAAUCCAAAGCAACGUCUGAAGACAUACUUGGAACUUCCGCAUAGUCAGAGACAGAGAUCUAGUUAUACAAUAAUAUGAAUACCAACACCAAAGUUAGCUGAAUAGCCUGCAGAAUCCUUUCACAUCAACUAACAUCUGGGUUUCCAUAAUUUUUGACGGGGAAGAAAGCCUUCAAAAUGUGAACUGUAACUGGAUCCCUUUUUAAUCUAUGAAAGAUAAUUCGAUCC